Molecule: messenger RNA, 3437 nt
Organism: Paramisgurnus dabryanus
Lineage: Eukaryota; Metazoa; Chordata; Actinopteri; Cypriniformes; Cobitidae
Gene: dnm3a
Product: dynamin 3a
Biological process (GO): synaptic vesicle budding from presynaptic endocytic zone membrane; receptor internalization
Cellular component (GO): plasma membrane; microtubule; synapse
Molecular function (GO): GTPase activity; microtubule binding; GTP binding
Source: RefSeq, a predicted model, not a curated record
AAACGGCACAAAAUAUCAGAAGCCUCGGUUCCCCUGAGGAGUGGCGUCUGAGCGAGCACGCGCACGCACGCUCAACGCUAAACUGACUGUCAAUGUUCGAAAGCAAGUUGAGUCCAGUGGUUGAGUCCAGUAAAUCAAGCGAGUGAGUAAAACGCGACACUUUCAUUGUUUUUCUCUCUCAGUUUAUCACCUUUUAUUGUUGCUUUUGGUUGGUAAUGCACAGAAAAACAGUUUGCUGUUAAGUUCAUGUCUCUAUUCAGUUACUCCGGCUGGCCAAUAGAGUCGCCGUUACUUCACACAGGCUGCAGUCUGACAAAUCCAAACGCUAAGAAUAAUGCGAUUUCAGUUUUUUAGAAGUUAAGGAAACGUGUUUGUUGCUCACUGUUUUUAAUCGUCCGUGGAUUCGCGCCGCAACCUCGCGGCUCUGUAACUAUGGGCAACCGGGGGAUGGAGGAGCUGAUCCCGCUGGUGAAUCGCCUGCACGAUGCCUUCAGCGCCAUCGGACAGAGCUGCAACCUGGACCUGCCGCAGAUCGCCGUGGUCGGGGGUCAGAGCGCAGGCAAGAGCUCAGUCCUGGAAAAUUUCGUGGGCAGAGAUUUUCUUCCAAGAGGCUCAGGAAUUGUUACGAGGAGACCACUUGUCCUUCAGCUCAUCAGUGCCGCCACAGAGUAUGCAGAGUUUCUACACUGUAAAGGGAAGAAGUUUACAGACUUUGAUGAGAUUCGACGGGAGAUUGAAGCAGAGACAGACAGAGUCACGGGAUCAAAUAAGGGCAUAUCCUCCAUUCCUAUCAACCUUCGUGUCUACUCUCCAAAUGUUUUGAACUUGACUCUAAUAGACCUUCCAGGCAUAACUAAAGUCCCAGUGGGAGAUCAACCCCCUGACAUUGAAUACCAGAUCAGAGACAUGAUCAUGCAGUUCAUCUGCAAGGAAAAUUGUCUCAUCCUGGCUGUCACUCCUGCUAACAUGGAUCUGGCUAACUCUGAUGCUCUUAAAUUGGCCAAAGAUGUGGAUCCACAGGGCCAACGCACCAUCGGUGUAAUCACUAAGCUGGAUCUGAUGGACAAGGGCACGGAUGUCAGGGAUGUGCUGGAGAACAGGUUACUGCCACUUCGCAGAGGUUAUAUUGGUGUGGUAAACCGUAGCCAAAAGGACAUAGAUGGAAAAAAGGACAUAAGUGCAGCUUUGGCUGCAGAGAGACGGUUCUUCAAAUCACAUCCAGCGUACAGGCACAUGGCAGACUGCAUGGGGACUGCAUACUUACAAAGGGUCCUUAACCAGCAACUUACCAACCACAUUCGUGACACAUUACCAGCGUUCCGUAGUCAACUGCAGGGUCAGCUUCUCUCAUUGGAUAAAGAGGCAAAGGAGUACAAGUUUCUGAACUCAGAUGACCCCUCACGCAAGACUAAAGCCUUAAUGCAGCUGAUACAACACUUUGGGCUGGACUUUGAGAAGAGAAUCGAGGGAUCCGGUGAUCAGGUGGAGACAGUGGAGCUGUCAGGAGGUGCCAAAAUCAAUCGUAUCUUUCAUGAGCGUUUCCCUUUUGAACUAGUUAAGAUGGAGUUUGAUGAGAAAGAAUUACGAAGAGAGAUCAGUUAUGCUAUUAUAAACAUCCACGGCAUCAGGACCGGUCUGUUUACACCUGAUAUGGCCUUCGAAGCCAUAGUGAAGAAACAGAUUGUAAAACUUAAAGUCCCAUGUCUCAAGUGUGUAGACAUGGUGAUCCAGGAGCUCAUCAACACAGUACAACAGUGUACCAACAAGUUAGAGACCUUUCCCAAACUACGGGAGGAGACGGAGAGGAUAGUGACCACACACAUUCGGCAGCGAGAGAGUCAAGCCAAGGACCAGGUAUUACUUUCACUAGAGAUUCAGCUCUCUUACAUCAACACAAACCAUGAAGAUUUCAUUGGAUUUGCAAAUGCUCAACAGAAAACCAAUCAAACGACCAUUAAAGCUUCAGCAGUGAACCAGGGCGCUGCACCUCCACCACCCAGUCAAAUUGUACGAGUCCAGUGUCUGUAAGCCUUACCUACUGUCCACCAGUGUCAAACAUUGUGUUUGUUUGUAUGUCAAAAGCCAGUUUGUCUCUGAAUGUAGCAGAAUGUUUUCCGCCUUUUCUUUUUUCCUCCUUUUUGUCUGGCGUUGUGGUCACAUAAAUCAUACACAAGGCAUUCUGGGACUCAGGAAUUUAGAUUUUGUUUACAAGAAAUUUUUUUAACACAAUAUGCAUGUCAUUGUUCUUCAGGCACUACAUUUCCCUACUUCUUUAGUUUUGGUACAGUCCAAAACAGGACUCAUUUGACAUCUGAGCUCUUUUUCUGAAUCCUGAUUCGCCCAGCAGUGUCUUUUAUGUAUUAAAACUCAAACAGAAAUCCUGAACCGCAUUCUCAAACCUUUUUCUAUUAACAAUAACCUGCUUUGUUUAUUCUUUUGUACUUUAUCAUUGCAAUUUAUUUAUUUAAGUACUUUAAUUCUUUUUCUAUCUGUGAAUGAACCUCCUUUUGGUUUGCAGCACUUUAAACACACAAGUAAACAGAUGUGUGCGUGAGUGUGUGAGCUAAUGUUAAAAACAGAAUGGAAUCUGAAACUCCCCUCUGAUCUUAAUCCAUUUGGUGUGUGUGUUUGAUUCCUAAAGUUAAACAAAAAUGAUGCCGUGCUGCAAACACAAAGGCAAGUACAGUCACAAAUCAAAGACGUUUUUGUCUUGUUGUAUUAUUAUGUUCUUCAUUUUUGGAUGUUUAAUUGAAACGGUAGGUGAUAAAAUGCAUUAAAAUGUCAUCUAUUCAAAAUAUUUAUUUUGCUGUUUGCUUUUCUGUUUAGUUCAACUAUGGUGAUAUAAAUAUUUUCAAUCCAUUCGUUUAAUAGUGUGAUUUCGCAAUUGCUUAUAAUAUUGCUAAACUGAACAGAUGACGCACAGGAUAAAGCUCUGUUUUCACACUCAGGCCCUUGAUCAGCCAGAAAGUGACUCAUAUUUCCUAUGGGAUGUUUUGGGCCUUUUCCCCCUUUUCAUUUGCUAUCCUGACACUCUGCUUCCUUUUUUAUCAUCACCCCCGCCCUCUCAUCCCCUUCCAAGUAGCUUUUAUUUUAAAGCAUUACUGUUCUAGAUCUGAUCUGAUCUGUCUGUCUAUCCAUAUAUCUAUCUGUCAAGACCUCCAUCACUGUUUUAUCCAUCAAUAUGCUUUGCUGUAUAUUGAAUAUUUAGAUAUAGAUUUGACCUGCUUACCUUGACUUUCUUGAUUUUAAAGGAGCAGAGAAUCUCUCAGUUUUUUUAAUAUACCAUGAACCCAGACCUUUCACCCCUUUCCUUGCCCCUCAGGUGAUCCGUAAGGGCUGGUUAACCGUCAACAACAUCAGUCUAAUCAAAGGAGGAGCCAGGGAAUACUGGUUUGUGCUCACAGCUGAAAGCCUGUCCUGGUUUAAAGAUGAUGAGG